This is a messenger RNA of Ahaetulla prasina, 1770 nucleotides long. RefSeq names its product chromosome 1 C13orf42 homolog (gene C1H13orf42). Bases 130 to 933 code for a protein of 267 amino acids. The transcript is spliced from 3 exons. The record is from RefSeq and is a predicted model, not a curated record. NCBI's taxonomy places the organism in Eukaryota, Metazoa, Chordata, Lepidosauria, Squamata, Colubridae.
GAAGAAAACCUGAUCCCAUUCAUAAUCAACACACACAACCUUUUUCUUUGUUGGCAAGAAAUGUCCAUUAGAAGACACACCGGAGUGAGGUUGAAUGUUAGAUGGAAUAGUUGAAGAAGGAACUACGCUAUGUUCAGGAAAAUACACUCCAUAUUUCACCCCAACUCCAGCAGGAGUAGUUUAUCUGAUGGGAUCCCAGCUUAUGAUGGCUCUGCGGUUCGUUUGAUCCGUAGCACCUCUAUGUAUGCUCUCAGAGACGAGGACCAUACACUCAUCGAACCUCUGAAAAAAAGCAAAAGUACCACCAGCCUUAAUUCAGUUGCCUGCCUUCAGCUGAAAGAAGAAAAGGCAUGGAUGUACUCCAAGACACAAGACUGUUUGCAAUAUUUACAAGAUUUGUUAGCUCUGAGGAAAAAAUACCUUGCGGGUGUCAAGGAUUUGAAAGUCUUGGGCAGAGUGCCUGAAAUUUCCCCUUUGCCUACAAAAUCUUCAGCAGCAACAACAAAAACCCAAGCCCCUCCUCCUCCCAAACCGACUUCUAAGAUCUCAGAGGACAGAAAUGGCUCACAACUCAGUUCAGAUGUGACUGAAGCAAUCGCUUAUUUUGACUCAAUUAUUGCAAAACUGGAGGCAGAAAGAUUUCACAAAGUUGUGAGGGAUCAUCCACAUGUUGAUGUAGAUUUUGAUAUUGUUUCUAGUUCAAGAGAACACAGCUUACAUUCCAACUGGAUCCUUCGGGCCCCUCGGAGAUAUUCCCAAGACACCAGCCAAGUAGAAGCGAUUACAAGCCAAUCCAAAGGAAAAGGCCAAGGAGGAACAUUCAGCUCCAGAAAGAAACUGCAGAGAUAUCCAAUGUAUCUACCUAAAGCUGUAGAGGGAGCAUUUAAUACUAUGAAAUUUAAACCCAAAAUGUGCCUCAAAGAACAGCACUGACCUGAAAAUCCUUACUGUGCGUACGCAGACCCAAGAGUCUUUCUUCAGAAGCAGAUGGUUAGGAUAUUUUUAUGCUAUAAAUUAUCAGUAGCAAUUUUUUGAUGUGUACAGCUGACAAGACUUGACUUUACGUUCUGCCUACACUGGGACCCCGUUGUAGUUCUGUGGACACAACACACUUAUGUAAAAGCCUUAUAAAUGUAUUCAAACAAGUUAGUAAACUUAGCUAGGUUCAACCUGAUGGCAUAGCAGGUUGUUCAACCUGUUUGGUUAGUUUAUAAUUCAGUGUAUUGUAUGAACAGGCAGAAAAUAUGUUCAUUCAGUAACUAGGUAAGCUGCAACAUUAUGCACACUGAAAAUUAUCUCAUCCAGUUCUUCUUCCCACUCCAUAGCAUAUCUAAUGUUGAUUAUCCAUACCGUAUAGAAAAUGUUAGCAUGAAUGCCAGUGGUGGCAUUCAAAAUUUUUUACUACUGGUUCUUGGGCGUGGCUUGGUGGGCGUGGUGUGGUUGGGUCGGUGUGACUUGGUAGACGUGGCAGGGGAAGGAUACUGCAAAAUCUCCAUUGCCUCCCCACUCUGGGGCCAGCCAGAGGUGGUAUUUGCCGGUUCUCUGAACUACUCAAAAUUUCCGUUACUAGUUCGCCAGAACUGGUCAGAACCAUCUGAAUUCCACCUCUGGUGAAUGCCAUGAUCACCCAGGGACAUUUUGUGUUACUCUGUGAAAAGUUAGAUUAUAAAACAAAUCCAUGUCAUGCAACUUUGGUGAAUAUUGUUUCUACAUUAAUUUUUAAAAUUAUUUGUUUGCUAUGCUGGAUUCAGGUUAACAUUGCAAUCUAGG